Molecule: messenger RNA, 3112 nt
Organism: Mercurialis annua (annual mercury)
Lineage: Eukaryota; Viridiplantae; Streptophyta; Magnoliopsida; Malpighiales; Euphorbiaceae
Product: meiosis-specific protein ASY3
Exons: 11
Coding region: 325-2799 (824 amino acids)
Biological process (GO): meiotic cell cycle
Source: RefSeq, a predicted model, not a curated record
CUCAGCAGCAACACACGGCCUGUCGUUCGUCAUCUUUCUCAAAUUAAAAAACCUGUUAGAGCUAACGCCCCCCGCUAAAAAAAAACAAAAUUUUUCAGUUCCCGCCCCAAUUUCAUUUUCCCUAAAUUCGAAUUCAAACUGCUCCAUUCCGUUUCUUCUCCUCCGAAAACCAUUUUUUUCCUCUCAAACCAAUAAUCCAUUUUUUUCUUCGGUUCAGUGUUCUUCCACUCUCUCAUGCUACAUUGAAGCUCGAUUUGAAGCUUCAAAAACGAGCUCCAAACUAUCACAGAUUACAAUUAUAAUCUUGCAGCUGAAGCUUCGAAAAUGGAGGUGGAUCGGCGGCAUAAUUUACAAGAUGAUUGUCGGAGCUUUGGCAGCAAUUUUCAUCCAUCCAGUCAAUCUAGAAAGAUUUCCAUUGGAAUUACCUUAGACUCACUGGGGAAGAAAAGAUCUGAAACUACAAAGAAAGAUGAGACUAUUCUAUCAAAUGCAGAAAGGACAAAUUGUAAUAAAGAACGACCCAUUGAAGGUAAUAUGAAGGGGAAAGGUGCUGCUGAAGCAAAUGAAGGGAAACAAACUGAAGCCCCCGAGAAGGUCACUUCUCCAUGGAUUUCUACUAGAUCCUUUAACCAGAAACCUUCAACUCCUGAGACAUUUAUUUUUGGGAGACAAACGUUCAGUUUACCAGCUGCUCGAGGGAAAAGGAGCAAACCCAACCGAGCAGAGAACACAACAAUAGCUCAUUCAGUACAGUUAUUUGAGAACCAGAAAUCAGUUUUACAUUCUGGUGAUGCAAAUCAGAAGAAUUUUAAAGGAAUCACUUACAAAAGGAAGGGAAGUAAGGAUGGUAACUCACAGAAGGCUGAGGAGGUUAUACAUGCAACAGCAAAGGAAGUUCCCGAAUCUGAUAAUGCAGCAGCAGAUAAUAAAAGAGAAGAUGGAAAAACUGAAAACUUGAGAAUGAAACUAUGGGAGAUACUAGGAUCUGUUACUUCACCUAGAAGUCAGCCCUCUAAUUUUCAGGCUCGUGAGGCAGUUUCCAAAACGAAUUUAAAGCCGGAGCAAAAACAUCACCAAAAUGAAAUUCCCAAGCCCUUACAGAAUUCAGAUACCAUUGAAACUGAUUCUGAGAAGCCUGAUCAUACAAUCAAAAGACCAGUGACUCGUUCUAUGAACCGAAACAGAGUUACAUGCAAAAGGAAACCGGUAAAGAAUAAAAAAGACCCAUCUCCUAGUUACAGAAACACUCUUCAAGAGCAGAAAAUCUUCUCCUUUGAAGAUGAAAUGUUUGGAAAAGGAGAUGUUGCUGUCAGCGGUGGUUCCUCAAUGUCUGCAAGAAAGAAGGGUAAGAGUAACAGAAAGAUUUCUGGCAUUGAACCACGUAGGAUUCACUUUAGUAAGACCAAAAAUGCUGAUGAGAAUCAGCGAGGAAAUGGCAGGAAUGAGUUGCCACCGGCUGCUGAGAAAGUAUCUUCACACAGCGACAAAAGGGGGAAUUUUCAUGGAUGUUCACCUCAAAGUAAGGGUGAAUACCUUGGACAGAAUAAUGGAAACCGACAAGGAGAUUCCCAUCAAUCUCCAACGAGAAGUUACCACCACUCAGCAGAGAAUGACAGGGUGAAGCAACAGGGGGAUGUUAGCAAACAAGCAGUACCGGAAAAUGAGGAUCUGGAAGAAGCUCUUGGUCAACCGUCCUUAAGGGAUUUUCUGAAUCAACAUGAAUUCCAAAGUCCAACAUUCAAAAUGAAUACUCCUAUGUUAAGCUCUUCACCUAGCUUAACUCCGAAAACUGACCAAAUAGAGAAGAAUAUUGACAGCAAAGUCCCAGUAGAUAGAACAUUCACUCUAAACAAGAUUUGCAGCUUUAUGAAUUUGAAGAUUUUGAAGACUUCAAAGGCAGAUUGUCCAGCACCAAAUGCUAAAAAUGAAUCAUCUGUAUCCUUCUUUGUCUCAAAGGAUGAUGAAUUGGAGUUCGAAGAGAGCCCAGCUUGCAAGCCAUCGCCUCCAAAUGAAAGAAAAGAAGUCCAAGAUGGCCUUUCUGGAUCAUCAUCCUCUGGAGAUGAAGACUCAACGAGCUCUGAAGAAGAUGAUAUGGACAGAGAUGCCUUCUCUCCAGAAACUGCAACUGCAGAGAGAUCCAAUUUUAUACUUUAUCCAUCUAAGAGGCUCCGGAAUCUUGAAGGCAAAAGUGUUAGCAGAUUCAGUCCCAUCUUGCCCUCUACAAAAGGCGUUGAUGAAAGUGAUUGGAACCCAGAGCCUUCAGAACAAAACCAAGAGAAUGACCUGGAAAGGGUCAUGACAUUAUUUGCUUUGGCUUUAGAACACUUCAAAAACAAAAUGAAGACAGCAACUAGAAAGAAAUCCUCUGAUAUUUUGAUAUCUGUUUCUGAGGAGAUACAUCUACAGAUGCAGAAUGCUGCAUCAAAAGUCCAAAGAGAUGUUGGGGAGCUGACAAAUCUUUGUAAAUCAAAAAGAAAGCAGUUGGAGACGAGAUUUCAAGAGCAAGAAGAAAAACUAAAGGUGAUACAAGAUAAAUUCAAAGAAGAUAUUCAUCGACAUCUCCAGGAUUUUACAGGCACAGUUGAAGAGCUUGAAUUACACCAGAUUGAAAUGAAGGGAACUAUGAAAAAACAAAAAGCAUCACACCAGAAGCUUCUGAUGGGUGUGGAAGAAGCCGUUGAAACAGAGCUCAAUGAUGCACACAGAAGGAUCAUAUCUGUUCACAAGUCGGCUAGGCAAAAAAUGCUCCAAAUGGGACAACUUGUAGCUGAGUGUCUGAUGCAAGGGGAUCUAAGCUGACCAGCGGGAUGGGAGUUGGUGCAGAUUUAAAUAGAAACCUGUAAGAUUUGAUGUCUUUAUCUCCACUUUUGUUUUGGUUAUUCAAACCUUCAUGUCAAGCUUUCACUUCUGAUUAACAAAUAGGAUAGGUAGAGACAGAACAAACUGUGGGAAUUUAGGAGGCACUUGACCCUAUAUUGAAGGAUCUACUAUCUUUAUGUAAUUACUUAGUUUUAUUUUUUCGCUUACAAUAUUAUUAUACCUGAAAGAAGAAAUAUGUUUUUUCUUUAUGGGGAUUUAAAUUUUACAAAUUGUUAUGCUUUUAUUUACUUGA